AUAAUAAUAAUAAUAAUAAUAAUUAGAUGAAGAAUUGGGUAGAAUGUUUGUUGUUAGGUGUUUGUUAUCCCAUACAUACCUUCAGGUGUGUUAUGGGUGAAAUGGUUUUAGUGCAUAUUUGUUAACCAUCAGAUCAGUAUCAGUUGGGAAGCUGUGAGCUGGGAAGUGAGAUGGACACUGCAGUACAGCUCAUUAUAUUUCUACUUGUCUCUUUAAAAAUAAUCAGUCUUAAAUAUUUUGGGUUAGACACUCAUUUGGAAUGCAUUGUGGUCAAACUGACAAUUAUAAACAAUGCUCCUAGAAAUGCAAAAAAUGUGAUCAGAGUAUGCAACUAACCCCAACAGGUAUGUUUUUGGGAAUUAGGAAAACCCAGAGGAAACACAAAUGUAACAGGAGCACUAAAGUAACUCAAAUAAGCUUUUCAUCAUCCAAUAGAUGAUAAUUCUCUAUAAAUUAAGGUUUAUCCACACUUACUACCAGUAUUCAACGGAUAGGCUCCAACUCCAUUGCAACCCUGACCAGCCACUGAGGUUUUACCUGGUAGUGAAGCCCCAAGCUUGGACAAAAAUGGGAGGUUUGUGUCAGGAAGGGCAUCCAGCAUAAAACAUUAAAAGCAAGCAGCAGAAGGAAAUAAAAUAAAAGAUUAAAACAUACAAAAUAUAAGAACUAUAAGACUCUUCUACUCUAAACACUAUUUCUCAACAUUUUUUGUAAUUAUGUUGCUUGUAGAAGACAACAUUCUCUUUUGCUUAUUCUUCUUAGACAAAAAUAUAUUAAUUGCUUCUCCCCCUAGGGCUUUCAAGCCACAUGCACCAAAAUUGGAUAUGUCGUAGACACCGGUCUAAAGUUUGUUGCUAUUACUUUUUUUUAAGCGACCCGAGUACCAGUACUCACAGUAGCAGGUCUCAAAAUGGCUUUUUUCCCCCCCUGAGCUAUCUACACAAAACUUGGCCUGCAUCUUUAGGAUGUUACUCUGGACAAAGGUUUAAAUUGGCCUUUCGGAUUUCCCGCAGUUCUGCCCCCAAAAUCAAAAACUACCACCAAAUGGACGUGAUAUAUCAAAAUACACAAUGAGGGUAAUUGCGUCACAGGUAUUCGGGUGACGUCACAUGCUUCUUUCCACUCGCCUCCAAAGGCAUUGUCACCCUAGAAUACCGGCCUUUGGGAAUACUUGCUCUGACAAGCCAACAUCAAUGUUUUUCACAACAAACUUUACAAAUCUAUUUAAAAAUAUGUAAUCUAAUUCUUAUUCUUUUACCAGAUUAUUUUGUUAUUCCUUGAAAUAACUUCUUGACAAAAAAUUAAAAUAACCAGAAAUAGGUUUAAAAGGUUAUAUUUGUUUAAGAUGUUCUAGUAAUCUAAGAUAUAUUUAGUAUUAAGAAUUGUGCAAUUGAGCAAUGUGUGCCAAUAAUGAAAGGUGGCAGAAGCUUGCCUAAAUUAUUCCUAACUGAUUGGAAUGAAAGAAAUUUGCUCCCUAUGUAAAAGAGUCCUUCAAUAAUUAUACCAAGCUUUUAGUCCAAUCAUAUUCAGUAUUAUUCAGGUGGAAGCUACCUUCAUUUUGUACUCACUUAUCAUAAUUUGUUGUAAUAACACUGUUAGAAGAAACUGUUAUGAUUUCAUUUACAACAUAGUAAUCAUUGCAAUAAUUGAUUCACUACAUGGUAUGAUAUUUGGUAAAGAUUAUUGUACAUACAUUUUAAAGGGAAUAUAAUGGCCAUGACUUAUUUAUGUUUAAACUUAUUCCAGUGAAAUGUAUUGUCUGAUUCCCCAUAUCCCACCCACCCCCCAAAAGAGAGUUUGCUCUGGGUGUGGUGGAGCGUACUAUCUUUGGUGUACAUUGCAUUGCUGUAAACGUCACAUUCAUAUUUCAAAAUAGAACCUUCCUUUUGUUCACCUCAAAAGAGCCUGAUUACUCAACAAUGUUCUCUUUGUAAUCCGGCAUGACCAAUGUUACAAUGCAUGUUUGAAACCUACCUGAGCACCUUUCACAUCAUUUCUCAAAAGAAUUCUUUUGAAAGCUUUUUCUACAAGUGCAGUGUUUUCCCAGCUUUGUUUAAAUGAUCACCUUUUUGGAAGUCCAUUUUACUGUGUUAACCUGUGUUGUGCAGUUCUAGCUGAUGUCCUGUGGACACUAAAUGGUGCAGUUGUCAAAAAAAUGAACACUACAAGCAGGAGUGCAAAGAUUCAUAUCAGCGUUACACCUUAGUGUAUUCUACAUGCCUGCAUAUGUGUGUGAUAAAGAUCAGCAAAUUACAAUAAAAAAACCCAUCAAGGUCAGCAACACACAAACAUGUCAGAAUGACACGGCUGGGUGUUGUCAUUAUUGGAACGCUGUCGACGAGGUAAAGGUGUAUGACUCAUCCAAGCCAUUUCAAAUUGAAGAGAUUAUAUAUAUUUGUACAGUUUGCUAGAAAAGUACAUUGUCCUAUUAUUACCUAAAAAUACAAUACACACAUACUGACUUUUGUGCGUACUCAAUUUACACAAAAAUAUUUUUACCGGAUACCUCAUACCAUCACACUCAGGAUUUGGGAACAAAUGUGGUUUAGAAACUGUACAUAUAAACACAUAUUGUUUUUGAAAUAAACAUAUGUUACACUGAAGUGGUUUAUGGUGGUGUAAUAGGUGGUAAUUUGGAAAAGUAUACAAUCCCCUGCAAUGGGUGUGGUUAGCUAUGCUAUAAAGGAAAGUAUGUCUGGAGUUUCAUCAUCCAUUACAAUGAGAGCAUCAGAAAAAAAGUUUGUCAUGCAGAACUUAGCCACUCAAUGCUAUGUUGUCUUUGCCUGGCUUGUCGUAUUUAGCUCCAGUCUACGAGUCUCCAGAACUGCUCAGGAUUACACAGGAACAAAUCAAACUCUACAGCUUGAGGCUAUUAAAACUAGUAUGCUGGAGUACUUGGGGAUGGACAGACCACCGCCGCCGUCUAGAGGAAAGUCGUCUUUUCAGGAACUAAUCAAAAUAUACCGUCAAUAUCAGAGCUUGAGGAGGAACAUGCAGUCUUUUCAGAGUGGCUCCAGUUUCUUCCUUCACACCACAGUUCAGCCUUUGACUUCUCAGCAGAAUAGUCCUGAGUCAGUGACUCAAUGGUUCAGGGCUGUUUUUCACAGAGAGUCUCAUAUAACAGACGAGUUUCUCUUGGCACAAGCACAGCUGCAACUUCAAAGACCUCUGGAUAACAAUUUUGACCAACCACUACGCAGUCAGAAAACUCUGGUUAGAAUCCACAUAACCACCCAAUCUUAUAUGGAGAAGGUAUUUAGUUCCAAAAAAUUGCAAUCACGAGGCCACAAUGUUACAAUGGAUGUGACUUUUGCAGUUACCAGAUGGCUCGGGAAGACCAGCAAUUCUUUACUAAUUGUGGACAUUGGCUUUGUUAGAAAAAAAGAAGGUGAAACUGAAUCCACUCCACAGAUCUUUUUGGAACUUAAGUUAAUGGAGGGUAAAAUGCGAAAAGCUCGUUCCACAUAUGGAGAAGACUUUGAGGAGGACAGCUACUGUAGUCGGAAGUCACUGAGUGUUUCCUUUGAGGAGAUUGGCUGGUCAGACUGGAUUGUGGCUCCAGCUGGCUACACAAUGUAUUUCUGUGAUGGUUCUUGCCCACACAAUUACAAACCAGCCAGUAUGCACACUCAGAUAAAGUCACGUCUACAUCGCUUGACCAAGGGAGCGACGCCUCGCCCAUGUUGCGUGCCAGCUGACUAUGAGCCCAUGAUUCUCAUGCACUACGAUAGCCGUGGAAAGCUAAAACUAACAUCCUUCAAUGAUUUGAUCGUUACCAAAUGCCACUGUGCCUAAAAUAUUUAUGCUAGCACAUGGUUACAGGUGUGUGUGCAUGUGUGUGUGUGUGUGUGUGCAUGUGUGUGUGUGUGUGUGUGUGUGUGUGUGUGUGUGUGUGUGUGUGUGCGGGUGGGGAGGGGUUCACUGUUCUUUUAAAUUUCAAAAAUAGUGUGCAACAAUGCUGUACACAGACAUGGUUACAUUUCUAAUAUUUCUCUGAUGGGACUCUUCUUCCUCACUGGAGAAAAUCCUGGAUCCUCAGUAUUAAACAUAAAUAAAAGCUUGUAAAUGUAAAAUUAGAAUUAUUUAUUAUAAUUUAUUAAUGACGUUUUGUAUUCUUAUCUUUUCUUAUGGAGUAGACCAGUAAACCAUUUGUGUAAGUCAUUCAUUUAGUAUUUAAAAAACAGUAUCUUGAAUAAUUUUGCUCAAUGUAUUUAAUUUAUUUCUGCUUGCUAUGUGUUUACUAUGUGAAAUAUCAUGUUUCCUGUAUCUACUAUUUUUGUUGAAUCAUUCUAAUACCAUUGUGUAUAAUGGCAGACUUGCGUAAGUGUAUUGAGCUGAUUUUAAAGUAAACAAUCUGUGAUCACUUUUCAAGGUCAAGGAGUGCCAGUAAUCAAACGUAUGACAACUCUUUUACAGUACAAUAACCUUGAACAUAUAUAUUUUUACCCCACAUGGCCUUGACUAACAAGUGAGAAGGUAAAGACCGGAAAUGAAUCAUGUCACUGUAGCCAUGUCACUUGAGCGAUACUAAGCAAAGAAAUUAAAAAGAUCAGAACCCAAGUAUUCACCCCGAGUAGCUAUUUUAUAGAGACAAUCACUUUAAAAUAGCAAUAAGGAUACAAUGGAAAUUGCAUCAUUUGGAACAGAGUCAUAAUUGAGGCAGCUCUGGUCUUAUACAUACCAACUGAUAAAACAAAAAGACUAUUCAUUUUCAUUGUUCAGUAUGUCAUUUAUUACAGCUCAUAAAAUUUGACAGUCCAUCCUUUCAAUGGUUGAUAAGGCUCAUUCUGCAGUUAUUUUCCAAUCACAGGCAUUUGUUAGGCUGAGCACACAGACCAUGUAACACAUUCCUUCAGGCACGUUGAGAUCCUCUGACGUCACAUGAGUUAAACAUGAGGUAUUUGAACACAAAUGUCUCAAAGGAAGCUAAGUCUCAUUUUUCCAGUUGGUAGAUAUGAUAUGGCAGUGUAACUAUUUACACUUCUCCAAGAUAUUAUUUUUGUUAUCUCACUGUGUUCUACUAGCCAGAAGUCUGAAAGGUAAAUGUAAUAGACCAAUAACAGCUUGUAAUGUUGUCCAUAUUAAAGAGCUGGUUUAAACUGUACUAAUGUAUAACUAUCACACUCUUCCUAUAGAAACAGGUUAAAAUGUGAGACGUUCUAAUUAAUGUCUCCCCGCAUGUGUUCCAAGGACAUCUACAGAAAUUUGAUAAAACAACAAAAUGUUUGACAAAAAUGUUGUUUUUUUAUUCUUUGAAAGUGAUUUCUCAACAAAACAUUGCUAUAACCAGCCAAAAUGAUUGGAAAGCCAUUCCUCAACGUACCCCACAGCAUUAUCCCCUGCAUUGUCUUCACUGUCUGUGUUUUUGGUCAUUACCUUGCUGAGUCUUCAUUCUAGACUGUGGUUUUACAUGCUUUUAAGCAAGUUUCUGAACUUGAACAAGGUUUCAAGAUCCUCACAGCAUUAUGCUUCCACCACCAUGUGUCAGUGUAGGGUUGAUGAGUCAUGUGCUUUCUGAAGAGUGACUUGCAUAUGGACUCUGAUUCUUACUGGACUCUUACUUCUUCCUCAAAGAUGAUGGAUCUUUUUUCUAUACUCUUCCCCAGAUCUGUGCCAUGACACAAUCCUUUCUUUUUUUUGAACGGUGUCAGCUGCCCUUUUUGACUGUAAUAGCAGAGGUUCUUCUAUCAAUGUGAUAUUUUUAAUUAUAUAUAUAUUUAAAAAAUAUAUUUUCAAUAAAACAAUAUUUGUCAGAA
Molecule: messenger RNA, 5756 nt
Organism: Tachysurus fulvidraco (yellow catfish)
Lineage: Eukaryota; Metazoa; Chordata; Actinopteri; Siluriformes; Bagridae
Product: bone morphogenetic protein 2
Exons: 2
Coding region: 2659-3795 (378 amino acids)
Biological process (GO): SMAD protein signal transduction
Cellular component (GO): extracellular region
Molecular function (GO): cytokine activity; growth factor activity
Source: RefSeq, a predicted model, not a curated record